Mytilus californianus (California mussel) is the source of this 1075-nucleotide messenger RNA. RefSeq lists its product as uncharacterized. The coding region runs from base 125 to 886 and encodes 253 amino acids. The record is from RefSeq and is a predicted model, not a curated record. NCBI's taxonomy places the organism in Eukaryota, Metazoa, Mollusca, Bivalvia, Mytilida, Mytilidae. The transcript has 2 exons.
CAUGUGAUUACUCUCGACCAAUCGCAAUUCGUUUUAUCAGUCAUCAUCAUCCAUAUUCAGCUGUUACAUCGGAUUUUUUCCUGGAUCAGUAAACUUUGUCGGUAAUUACAUAUAAAGGACCGAAAUGUCUAACUUAUUAGACUUGGAAGAAAUCGCCAAGACCUGGGCAUGGACUGCAUUCAUGAAAACACGGUCAAAAGAACUCAGUAAAUUAAAAUAUGAUGAUGUGAGACUUGAUGUGAAUUGGUCCAGGGUCCGCUUCGUUUCUGAGGGAGAGGAAUACUUAGAUAAAAAGAUGGAAGAUGUGCCAACAGUACAAGUCGUUUUUCAGUCCACCUUUCAAAAUAAUACGGAUUCUGAGCAGGAGCAUUCUUUCCAAACAGAGAGAACAACAACAUGCGUUAGUACGACCAAUAUAACCAAAGGUUUUACGAAAGGUUUUAAUGUAGAGCUGAAACUCGGACUUCCGGAUGAAGUAGCAGGUAUCACUGCUGGUUUCGGAAGAGAGACGACUAUGGAAACCGGAUUUGAAGAUACUAAUGAGAAAUCGUUAACUUGGGCCGUUAAUAGUACAGUGAAGGUGCCGAAAAAGACCAAAACAACGGCUGUCAUGGAAGUAAAGGAAAAAGAAUUUACCGCAAGUUACAAAAUGAAUGUGAAAGUACGCGGGAUUGUUUUUGUCUCGAUCACAAAUCUAAAGGAUAACAAUGCGUUCAUUCAGUCUGUGGAAGGAGAUUUUUCAGAAAUGAUGAAAGACGAAGCUAAAAAUGGGUCAAAAGGAUUUGUGGUCGAGAACAGAACAAUAACCUGGGAUAUUGAAGGGAACUGUAAAUUUAGAUUCGGAAUCGAACAAUCUGUUCGACUUGAAGAGGAGCCUAUUAGUUAACCUCGCAUAAAACAUCAAAUUAUUAACUUUAGAUUGUCACACACAUUAGAGAAUGAUUUUUAAAAUUAAUUAAUUAAAAAAUUAGAACUGUAUUACCAGGAGCUGAAUAUGUUUAUCAAAAAAUGAUAUGUAACAUGAUAUAAUGUACUAAAAAUAAAUGACGCCGCUUUUAUGUGAGAUAUUGGAGAA